UACCCGCGACUGUUGAGAAGGGAAAGCAGAUGGAGAUUCUGAUGCCAAAACCGCCACCGCCACCGAUAUAAUUACGAUUGUAUCGAUCAUAAUUGCAGGAAUUUUGUUGGUGUUGCUUGGCUUGGCUUCUCUGCUUAAGUAUUACUGUCAGUGCUGUUGUAUACGCUGCCCGUGUUUCUCUUUCCGAAACUGUCCUGUUUUGGAAUUCCAUUUCAAAAUCCGUGAACUUCAUUAUAUUGGCUUCAUUUUGCUCCUUGUCUGAUGGGGUGGGGAAAUAUUUAUAGAAGACGUGUGAGAGUAUUCACAAUGGCUUUGAUAAUCUACUUGGAUUAUAAGGCUGUGCAACGAAGAGAGAAAUGGACUAGCAAAUCAAAAAGAGCUGCUUUAUGGGAAAAGGCUCACGAGCGCAAUGCUAAGCGUGUUCUCAGUUUGAUAAUAAAGUUGGAAGGCUUAUGGGUGAAACUUGGGCAAUAUUUAUCCACACGUGCUGAUGUGCUUCCUGAAGCAUAUAUAUCCCUUCUCAAGCAAUUACAGGAUUCUCUUCCUCCUCGUCCCUUAAAAGAGGUUUGUCAGACUAUAAAAAAGGAGUUUGGCAAGACCAUGGACGACCUCUUUGCUGAUUUUGUGGAAGAACCUUUGGCAACAGCAUCAAUUGCACAAGUCCAUCGAGCAAAAUUAAUCAAUGGACAAGAGGUGGUGGUUAAAGUUCAGCAUGAGGGCAUCAGAGCAAUCAUAUUGGAGGACUUAAAGAAUGCAAAGUCAAUUGUAGAGUGGAUAGCUUGGGCGGAACCACAAUAUGACUUCAAUCCAAUGAUAGAUGAAUGGUGCAAAGAAUCCCCAAAAGAGCUUGAUUUCAAUCAUGAAGCUGAGAAUACUAGAAUCGUGUCUAGAAAUCUUGGGUGCAAAAUGUUUCCCGGUGAGAGCUACUCUUCCAACCGUGUGAACGUUUUGAUUCCAGAUGUUAUUCAGUCAACCAAAAAUGUCCUCAUCUUAGAGUACAUGGAUGGAAUUCGUCUGAAUGACUCUGCAUCUUUGGAAGCUUUUGGUGUUGACAAACAAAAGAUUGUUGAAGAAAUAACUCGUGCAUAUGCCCACCAAAUAUAUGUUGAUGGGUUUUUUAAUGGUGAUCCCCAUCCUGGAAAUUUCCUUGUGAGCAAGGAAGCUCCUCAUCGUCCAAUUUUACUUGAUUUCGGACUUACAAAAAAACUAUCAAGCUCUAUUAAGCAAGCACUAGCAAAGAUGUUUUUGGCUUCUUCCGAGGGUGACCAUGUGGCUCUUUUGUCUGCCAUGUCAGAAAUGGGCCUCAGGUUGCGCCUAGAUAUGCCUGAGCAGGUUAUGGAGAUAACGAAUGUAUUCUUCCGUAGUUCUACACCAGCGAAUGAAGCUCAGCAAAAUUUGAAAUCCUUGAACGAGCAAAGAGAAAAAAACAUGAAGGCUAUACAGGAAAAGAUGCAGCUCAACCCUAAAGAAGUUAAACGCUUCAACCCGGUUGAUGCGUUUCCGGGUGAUAUUGUAAUCUUUGCACGGGUUUUAAAUCUUCUGAGAGGGCUUUCAUCCACUAUGAAUGUCCGGAUAGUAUAUUUAGACAUCAUGAGACCAUUUGCUGAAUCCGUUCUUCAAGGAAACAUUAAUAGAGGACCAUCGACAAAUGUACAGUGGAUCUACAACACACCAGUACAUUCUGAUGUAGAAGCCAAGCUGAGACAGCUCUUAGUUGAGUUGGGAAAUACUGAUAAAAUACUUGGGAUUCAGGUAUGUGCAUACAAAGAUGGGGAGGUUAUCAUUGACACUGCUGCUGGAGUGCUUGGAAGAUAUGAUCCUCGCCCAGUUCAGCCUGAUACGCUUUUUUCUGUCUUUUCUGCGACAAAGGGUAUAGCUGCAGGAAUGUUACACUGGCUGGUAGACAACGGAAAACUCAAACUUGAAGAAAAUGUUGCAAAUAUUUGGCCAGAAUUUAGAAGAAAUGGAAAGGAGCACAUAAAGGUUCAUCAUAUACUUAACCAUACAUCUGGUUUGCAUAAUGCAUUGGCUAACCUUAGAGCAGAAAAUCCUUUACUAAUGACUGAGUGGGAUGAAUGUUUGAAACGGAUGGAAGAAUCUGUACCUGAGACUGAAACAGGGAAGCAGCAGUUGUAUCAUUAUCUUUCUUUUGGCUGGCUAUGUGGUGGAAUAAUCGAGCAUGCAUCCGGGAAGAAAUUCCAGGAGAUUCUUGAAGAAGCUUUCAUUCAUCCUCUCAAAAUUGAAGGCGAGCUAUAUGUUGGAAUUCCUCCUGGUGUGGAAUCUCGACUUGCUACACUGACGCUAGAUACGGAUGAUUUGAAGAAGCUGUCAGAAAUGCAGAAUCGACCAGAGCUGCCAUCGACUUUCCAACUGAACAACAUUGGUGAAUUUGCAGAAUACUUGCCUGCUAUAUUUAAUAUGCUCAACAUCCGUCGUGCUAUCAUACCUGCUGCUAAUGGACAUUGCUCAGCCCGUGCACUUGCACGUUACUAUGCAGCCUUGGCUGAUGGUGGUAUGGUACCACCACCACAUUCUUCUAUUUCAAAUUCUCCACUUGGAAGCCAUCCCCAAAUCCCCAAAUUUCCUUCGAAAAAGAUCCAUGAAAAGCAAAAGGUUAAGGUAGAAGAAAGUAAUGAUAGUAAGCAAAGCAGUUAUGCCAGGAUUGAGGAGGACAAUGAUGACGAAGAUGAUGUAGAGAAGUAUAGCAGAAGUAGCAGGGGUACAAGUGAGGGCAUUGCAAAAAGAGAGAGGGGUGGAGGUUCUGAAAGCAAGAAGAGCAAGAUAUUUUCAAAUCCAAAGGUUCAUGAGGCAUUCAUGGGAGUAGGUGAAUAUGGGAAUUUGUGUUUGGGCGAUGGGACAUUUGGACUAGGAUUUAGGAGGUUUAAAUCCAAAGAUGGGGAUGGGUCAUAUACUGGGUUUGGGCACUCGGGAAUGGGGGGAUCUACAGGUUUUUGUGAUGUAAGGAACCGGUUUGCUAUGGCUGUGACUCUGAACAAAAUGUCAUUUGGGGGUGUCACUUCAAAGAUUGUAGAGCUAGUUUGUUCGGAGCUGAAUGUGCCGGUGCCGGAGGGGUUAUCGGGCUCUCAUGAUGUUAGCAGACCACUGAUUAAUUAAUUUUAGUGGUGCUGCUACCUGUAUUCUGUUUUCGUCUUCUUAUCACUAUCACUUUUUUAUCCAUACACAUCAUGUAAUAUCUGUAUACGAAUUUAUUUAUGAACAAAAACAGGAAAUGGAUGGACGAUUGUAUGUAA
This is a messenger RNA of Hibiscus syriacus, 3251 nucleotides long. RefSeq lists its product as uncharacterized. NCBI's taxonomy places the organism in Eukaryota, Viridiplantae, Streptophyta, Magnoliopsida, Malvales, Malvaceae. The transcript has 19 exons. The coding region runs from base 262 to 3114 and encodes 950 amino acids. Gene Ontology annotation, cellular component: endoplasmic reticulum; Golgi apparatus. The record is from RefSeq and is a predicted model, not a curated record.